Molecule: messenger RNA, 1065 nt
Organism: Thamnophis elegans (Western terrestrial garter snake)
Lineage: Eukaryota; Metazoa; Chordata; Lepidosauria; Squamata; Natricidae
Gene: GNAT3
Product: G protein subunit alpha transducin 3
Exons: 9
Coding region: 1-1065 (354 amino acids)
Biological process (GO): sensory perception of sweet taste; detection of chemical stimulus involved in sensory perception of bitter taste; adenylate cyclase-modulating G protein-coupled receptor signaling pathway
Cellular component (GO): heterotrimeric G-protein complex; photoreceptor inner segment; photoreceptor outer segment
Molecular function (GO): G protein-coupled receptor binding; GTPase activity; GTP binding
Source: RefSeq, a predicted model, not a curated record
AUGGGGGGCAGAAUCAGUGCUGAGUCUAAAGAAUCAAAUAAACGAUCACGAGAGCUUGAAAAAAGACUUCAAGAAGAUGCGAUCAAAGAUUCUAGGACAGUCAAGUUGCUUCUUUUGGGAGCUGGCGAAUCAGGCAAGAGCACCAUUGUGAAACAAAUGAAGAUCAUCCAUAACCACGGCUACUCGGAUCAGGAGUGUGAGGAGUACAAAUCGGUGGUUUACAGCAACACCCUGCAGUCCAUUCUCUCGAUUGUGAAGGCCAUGUCCACUCUCGGAAUCGCAUAUGAGAAUGGGCGAAGGACAGAAGAUGAAAAGCAGCUUUACGCCAUGGCGGAGGUGACAGAGGAUGGGUCCAUGACUCCGGAACUGGCUGGCAUCAUCAAGCGCCUGUGGGAGGAUCCAGGGGUCCAAGCUUGUUUCGAAAGAGCGUCUGAGUAUCAGCUGAAUGACUCUGCUGCCUAUUUACUCAAUGAUUUGGACAGACUGACAUCUCCUGGCUAUGUUCCUAAUGAGCAAGAUGUUCUUCGUUCACGAGUGAAAACAACGGGAAUUAUUGAGACACACUUUUCUUUCAAGGAAUUGCACUUUCGGAUGUUUGAUGUGGGCGGACAGAGAUCCGAGAGGAAAAAGUGGAUCCACUGCUUUGAGGGAGUGACCUGCAUAAUCUUCUGUGCAGCCCUUAGUGCCUACGACAUGGUCCUGGUGGAAGAUGAGGAUGUGAACCGAAUGCACGAAAGCCUCAACCUCUUCAGCAGCAUCUGUAACCACGAAUACUUUUCCACCACUUCUAUUGUGCUGUUUCUCAACAAGAAAGACCUUUUCCAAGAAAAAAUCACCAAAACCAACCUCCGCGUCUGCUUUUCAGAAUACGAUGGUCCCAACACUUUUGAAGACGCUGGAAAUUACAUUAAGAAACAAUUUUUAGACCGAAACAUCAGAAAGGAAGACAAAGAGAUCUACGCCCACUUGACAUGUGCCACAGACACCCAGAACGUGAAGUUUGUGUUCGAUGCUGUAACAGAUAUCAUCAUCAAAGAGAACCUCAAAGAUUGUGGACUCUUUUAA